AAAGAAAAUAAUCUAAUAACCGUUCGUCCCAAGCAGAAAACUGAAAAACCAUUCUAAUCUUGGCCAACGAAAAUAUCUUCUUGUUUAUAUAUAUAAAAAAAAAGAACAGGAAAAAUAAGGCCGAAAUAAGAGGUUCAGUUUCAGGACUUUCAUGGCCUUUUCUGUUAUUAUUAUUCUAAAAAACGACUCUUAAAUUAAGACUAAAUAGACAGAGUUGAUGACUAAUGAGUCAUUGAUCAGAUGAUUAAAAAUCAUAAUUUUUCUUUUUAGUAAGACGGAAGCUUUAUAUACAGCUGGAAAGUAAAUCAUAUGAGCUGAAGCGAAGAAAAAAGCUUCAAAAGAUGAUUCUCAUUGUUCCAUUCAUACAGAUUUCAAAUGGGUGUUUCUCUUUCAUCUGAAACCUCAACUCAGUAAGGUAAGAUUACUGUGAAAUUCUCAUUUCUAUUCUCAUAUUACUGAAAAAUCUUUGCAAUGUUUCUUCUGAGGUUGAAGGAGUAGUAAUUUUGACUAAUGGGGUUAUAAAAUUGGUACACUUGAAUACUCAUUUAGGGUUUUUGAAAUCUGGGUCUCAAUAAUUUUGAUUCCUCAGAACUGGGUUUUUGACGAUUUUGGGUUAUUAAGAACUGGCUCUUUAAAAAUGGUGGAAUUGAAACUACUACAGUGGGUUCUUGUGGUUCUUGCUGUGAUUGAUAGUGGGUCUUAUGCUGCAUACACUCCUGUUGAUAACUACUUAAUUGCUUGUGGUUCUUCACAUGAUGUCCAAUUUCAAGGUCGAACAUUUGUUCCCGACUCAAAACAAUCUUCAUUUGAGUUAAAAUCUCAGAAAGAUUCAGUCACCGUUAACUCCAGUUCUGGUGCUCCGUCUCCAAUCUUCCAGUCGCUGCGGGUUUUCUCUGCUGUAGCUUCCUACAAAUUCAAAAUCAAGCAAAAGGGUCGGCAUUGGAUUCGUCUCCAUUUCUACCCACUUCCUGAUUCUAGUAACAAUUUAAGAUCUGCACCUAUCACAGUUGUCACUGAAAAGUUCGUGCUCUUGAACAGCUUUACCUUCACGAAUUACAAUGGUUCUUAUCUAAGUAAAGAGUAUUCUGUCAACGUUACCUCUGAUACAUUGACUCUUACUGUUAUUCCAUCAAAUCACUCGGUAACCUUUAUCAAUGGGAUUGAGGUUGUAUCUGUUCCAGAUGAGUUGUUUCCAGACCAGGCCUUGUCGUUAGCUCCUUCUGCACCUGUAAAUGGUCUCUCUGAUAAUGCUGCUGAAACAGUUUACAGGUUAAAUAUGGGAGGUCCUUUGAUUACUUCUCAAAAUGAUACUCUUGGGAGGACUUGGGAGAAUGAUUCCAAGUAUCUUCAUGUUAAUAGUUCAGCUCUGAAUAUAUCAGUUGACCCUUCUAUCAUUAAAUACCGAGCUUCUGUUACACCUGAUAUUGCACCUAAUUCGGUUUACGCCACAGCUGACAGACUGGGAAAUGCAAAUGUUUCCGAUUUGAAUUUCAACAUGACUUGGGAAUUUCCUGUAGAUCCAAGCUUCUCGUACUUGGUUAGGUUUCAUUUCUGUGAUAUUGUGAGCACUGGUCUUAAUAAACUUGUUUUCAAUGUUUACAUUAACACUAACGCGGCUAUUUCAAGUCUUGAUUUAUCAUCUGUUACUAGUACCCUGGCUUCACCAUACUACAAAGAUUUUGUCUCCAAUUCCUCAGAUGGUUCAAAUAUUUUGUCUGUAAGCGUGGGACCCGAUCUAGUGGCAGAUAUAGACGAUGCAAUUUUGAAUGGAUUGGAGAUUAUGAAGAUCAGCAAUGAUGCUGGAAGCUUAAAUGGGCCAGUUUCUGUUAAGGGACUUAUUCCGAAAUCGUCCUCGGAAAAAACCAAGACUCUCAUCAUAAUUGGUUGCAUUGUCGGAGCUUUAGCAGCAGUUUUAUUGAUAGCUUCGUGCUAUUGCUUAUUUAUGGCUCGCAGGUCCAAGGAUACCAACCAGGGGCAUUUGUGGCUGCCAUUGCCAUUAUACGGAAUCUCGCAAACCUUGACUGGGGUCUCGAUGACUUCUCAGAAGAGUGGAACAGCAAGCUGUAUUUCUUUGGCCUCUUCAAACUUAGGUCGCAUUUUCACAUUUCAAGAAAUCAUGGAUGCAACUAACAAGUUUGAUGAAAAUUCACUUCUCGGAGUUGGUGGGUUUGGCAAGGUGUAUAAGGGAACGCUUGAAGAUGGUACAGUGGUGGCUGUCAAGAGAGGGAACCCUAGGUCUGAACAAGGUCUGACUGAGUUUCGAACUGAGAUUGCAAUGUUGUCUAAGCUGCGACAUCGCCACUUGGUAUCUUUGAUUGGCUUCUGUGAUGAGCGAUCAGAGAUGAUCUUGGUCUAUGAGUACAUGGCCAAAGGUCCCCUCAGGAGCCACCUCUAUGGGACAGACCUUCCGUCUCUUUCGUGGAAGCAAAGGCUUGAGGUUUGCAUUGGAGCUGCAAGAGGGCUACAUUAUCUCCACACUGGGGCGGCUCAGAGCAUAAUUCAUCGAGAUGUAAAAACCACAAACAUUCUAUUAGAUGAGAACCUUGUAGCCAAGGUUGCUGAUUUUGGCCUCUCCAAAACAGGUCCUGCUCUAGAUCAAACCCAUGUGAGCACUGCUGUUAAGGGCAGUUUCGGUUACCUUGAUCCCGAGUAUUUUAGAAGGCAGCAACUGACCGAAAAGUCUGAUGUUUACUCAUUUGGUGUGGUUUUAAUUGAAGUCCUCUGCACAAGACCUGCACUCAACCCUGUACUUCCAAGGGAGCAAGUCAACAUAGCCGAAUGGGCAAUGAGUUGGCAGAAGAAAGGAAUGUUGGAUCAGAUCAUGGACCAAGCUUUGGUGGGAAAGGUGAAUUCAGCAUCUCUUAAGAAGUUUGGCGAGACGGCUGAGAAAUGCUUGGCAGAAUACGGUGUUGACAGGCCAAGUAUGGGUGACGUAUUAUGGAAUCUCGAAUAUGCACUCCAACUCGAGGAGACCACCGCGGCGCUGGCCGAGCCAGAAGAUAACAGCACAAACCACAUCCAAGGUAUUCAACUGACACCAUUCGAGAAUAACGUUAGUAUGAUAGACGGCGUGACUUCAGGCACUGAUGACGAUGCUGAAGAUGUUGCCACCAGUGCUGUCUUCUCCCAGAUAGUGAAUCCUCGUGGAAGAUAAGACGAAACUAUUGAUUUUCUAAUUGGCAAUGUUACCUAGAUGCCUCUUAGAAACAAGGAAGGUCUUGUCUGCAUUGUUGAUAGUAGAUGAUUGAGAGUCUUCCAGCAACAACUCGAAGAAGGUCCAUACCAAAUUCUCUACAUUUAUCUCAAUUUUUUGCUUCUACCCAUGAUAUGUUUAUGGUUGUAAUAUAUUGCUUGCGGCAGAUAAUUCUAUGAUUCGUGCCAAAAUUACCCACUAAAUUUUCAGUGUUCUCCUAUUUUGUUUGAUCUAAACUGGUCGUUAGUUUCCAAUAUGAUUGCCAUUAAUAUUUAAUUAGCUAUGUAUUCUUCUCCCUUGUAAUAUGAUACGAGAAAAUAAAACACAGCUUACAAUUCGUGUUUGGUCA
Messenger RNA from Papaver somniferum (opium poppy), 3542 nucleotides. Its product is annotated as receptor-like protein kinase THESEUS 1. Gene Ontology annotation, cellular component: plasmodesma; plasma membrane. Gene Ontology annotation, molecular function: ATP binding; transmembrane receptor protein tyrosine kinase activity. The record is from RefSeq and is a predicted model, not a curated record. Bases 638 to 3154 code for a protein of 838 amino acids. The transcript has a single exon. Gene Ontology annotation, biological process: protein autophosphorylation. NCBI's taxonomy places the organism in Eukaryota, Viridiplantae, Streptophyta, Magnoliopsida, Ranunculales, Papaveraceae.